AUGACAUAUCUUAACGAUAACCAGCCCAAUUACACCGUUACAUCCAGUUACCUCGUAAGGCGGCUCUUUUUGUGGUACGAGCUCGAUGAUAUGGAUCGAGGUCUAGACAGUCAUAUCAAGCUCAUAUCGUUUAACGUGGCCUUCUAG
Messenger RNA from Sclerotinia sclerotiorum 1980 UF-70, 147 nucleotides. RefSeq lists its product with no specific name. The coding region runs from base 1 to 147 and encodes 48 amino acids. The record is from RefSeq and is a predicted model, not a curated record. The transcript has a single exon. Lineage: Eukaryota; Fungi; Ascomycota; Leotiomycetes; Helotiales; Sclerotiniaceae.